Manduca sexta (tobacco hornworm) is the source of this 2424-nucleotide messenger RNA. RefSeq names its product cytochrome P450 6B5. Bases 18 to 1535 code for a protein of 505 amino acids. NCBI's taxonomy places the organism in Eukaryota, Metazoa, Arthropoda, Insecta, Lepidoptera, Sphingidae. The transcript has 2 exons. Gene Ontology annotation, molecular function: monooxygenase activity; iron ion binding; oxidoreductase activity, acting on paired donors, with incorporation or reduction of molecular oxygen. The record is from RefSeq and is a predicted model, not a curated record.
UUAGCGGUCGCAUCGCGAUGAUAUCCUCGGGCAGUUUUCUGAUUUCCAUUUUCACGGUAUUAAUUACCGCGGUUUACUACUACUUCAAGAAUGUUAACAGUUAUUGGAAGAAGAGUGGUGUGGUUGGUCCAGAACCGAUAUUAUUUUUCGGGAAUGCAAAGUUAAGUGCUCUUAGGCAAACGCAUAUCGCGAUUUUAUAUAAACAAAUGUAUGAAGAAUUCACGCACGAAAAAAUGGUCGGGUUUUACAGACUGACUACGCCAUCAUUGUUGAUUCGUGACCUAGAUAUUGCAAAGCAUAUACUCAUAAAAGAUUUUGAAGUGUUUCCUGAUCGCGGUUUUGAAUUCAGCAAGGAGGGAUUGGGAGACAGCCUGUUUCAUUGUGACUUCAACACGUGGAGAGCUCUCAAGGGUCACUUGACUCCGUUGUAUACGACUGGCAGAUUAAAGAUUAUUGUGAGUUUACUGAAUGAACGAAGUGAAAAAUUCAUCGAUUAUGUAGAAAGUGUUUGCUUAAAAAAUCCAGAACAAGAAGUGAUGAGUCUAUUUCUAAAAUACACUACCGCGUCUAUUAUGGCAAGCGCUUUUGGUGUUAAUGUGGACACUCAUCAAGAUAACUCGAAUUUGUUUGAAAAAAUUGAUAAUGCUAUAUUCACUCUAAAUUACACAAAUGAAAUGGACCUGCUCUUUCCUGGUAUAUUGAAGAAGACAAAUUUAUCAAUUUUUAAUGAAAUCGUUCAAAGAUUCUGUUAUGAAGUCGUCGAAACUGUUAAACUUCAAAAAAAGGAUAGUUCGGCCGUAAACGAUGCUAUGGAUAUCUUAUUAGCGUUGCAGCAACAAGGCGAAGCGAAAUCUAUGAGAAGGCAGGAUAAUGAAAAGGAAGCUUCGCUUAAACUAACAGAUCAUGUCUUAGCUGGGCAAGCUUUUGUAUUCUUUGCUGCAGGAUACGGCAACAAUACAAUUGUUUUGUCAAAUGCCAUGUACCAUUUGGCGAAAGAUUCAGAAAUUCAAGAUAAACUGAUAACGGAAAUUGAUGAAGUUUUAGAAAAGCACCAUGGCGAUGUAACUUAUGAAAGUAUCAAAGAAAUGGUUUAUUUGGAACAAAUAUUUAACGAAACUCUUAGAAUGCACCCAACAACGAAUGCUAUUCAAAGAUCUGCGAAAAGAGAUUAUGUUGUGCCAGGAACGGAUAUAAAGAUAGAGAAAGGAACACCUAUUGUAAUAUCACCAUUAGCUAUACAUCAUGAUGAGAAAUUGUAUCCAAACCCGGAAAAGUUUGUUCCAGAAAGGUUCAUGGUGGAGGCUGUCAAAAGUAGGCAUACUUGUGCUUAUUUGCCUUUUGGUGCAGGACCCAGAUCUUGUCUUGGAAUGCGAUUCGCCAAACUUCAGUUCAAGGCGUGUGUGGUAAAGCUGUUGUCAAAAUUCCGCGUGGAACCGUCUAGAAGGACCAAAGACGAAUACUUCAUCAACCCACGACGGUCUCUGCUGUGUCCUGAAGGGGGAAUUUACUUAAAUUUCGUCCCUAGGACAAUAUAAUAUAUAUUUUGUUAAAUAUAUGUAAUAUAUAUGUUUAUAAAUUGUCAGUCUUCUAAUUAAAUUAAUUGUCAUAUAGAUAUUUGUAUCUAUACAUUUUGUGAACUUAUGCAAAUACUUUUAAUAAAUAUGUUCUUAGAUAAUAAUCAGUAUAACAAUUAAAGACAAUAAUAAGUGUUACAAUCUAAAAAAUGUGUUUAUGUUUAAGGCUUAAAAUAUACUAGUCAUUAAGAUAUUUAGCAGAGAAUUUUGAUUUAAAACAUAUUCUUUAUAUGGAAAAUUAGACUUAUUAUUACUUUUUUGUUAAUGUAUAAAGAGCAAAAAAUUAUAAAAUCAAGAACAUUUUUGGCCCUAAUUUUGACUAAUAUUGUUUGUCGAUUAACAAAAUUCAACUAGUUUAACUGCGGUUGUGUAAUCUGUACUGUUAUAGAAAGCUGAAGUUUGUUUUUUUAACGCGCUUAUCUCAGCAACUAAUGAACCGAUUUUUCUUUUCACUAUUUGGAGCAUUACACAACACAACAUUACUCCUGGGUUCUAUAGCUUCUUUUUUCCCCGGAAAAACUUUAAUACGCGGGCCGCAGGCAAUAUCUGCUAAAGUGAUUUUUUAACCUACACAUUAUAUGAACGUGGUUACAUAUGCUUUAAUUUGUUACCUUUUUAUCUGUAAGACAUUAUAUUAUGUAUUUUUUUUGUGGGACCACUGCGAGACCUUAUUCUAUUAAACAUAAUACCAUUCAUACAAAUUGGCUUGCAAAUUUUAGAGUAAUAGAUGUAAAUACAAUAAUAAAAUACCAUUAAUAUCAACAUAUCUAAUGUUCUUUUUGUCACUUGUUUUAAAAUUGGGUAUAUGAUUAUGUUUGCUUUUGUGUGUUUUGUUGGCCAGCAGCCUUAG